GCGCGGAGCCCGCCUGCGGCCAGGUGAGGCCAGGCGGCGCGGACGCGGGGCCCUUCUACGGCUGCUGCUCCCGCGGGGCCGCGGGCCGAGGAGCUGAGGCGGCGGCCUCUCAGGAAGAGGGGUCGCGGCUUGCUCGCGCUCUCUUUUGCCGUCGCAGCGUUUCCUGUGCAGAUUAUCUCUGGCUUUCCCCCUCCGCGGCCGUCUGCUUCCCUUCACACUCCCUCUCCGCUGGGUGCUCGGACGAAGCUGCCCUCCACUUCGCCUCGCCCCCCGCCCUGAUCUCCCCUCCUGGGCUUGGGGGGGACCCCGCCGGGACCAUGAGGAAAUUCAACAUCAGGAAGGUGCUGGACGGCCUGACCGCCGGCUCGUCCUCGGCCUCGCAGCAACAACAGCCCCAGCAGCACCCGCCCGGGAGCCGGGAGCCCGAGAUCCAGGAAACACUCCAGUCCGAGCACUUUCAGCUCUGCAAGACUGUUCGCCAUGGAUUUCCCUAUCAACCCUCAGCCCUGGCCUUUGAUCCUGUACAGAAGAUCCUGGCAGUGGGAACUCAGACGGGUGCUUUAAGGCUCUUUGGUCGUCCUGGAGUAGAAUGUUAUUGCCAGCAUGACAGUGGAGCUGCAGUAAUCCAACUCCAGUUCCUGAUUAAUGAGGGAGCUCUUGUGAGUGCCUUGGCUGAUGACACCUUACACUUAUGGAAUUUACGUCAAAAGAGGCCUGCCAUACUACAUUCACUUAAAUUUUGCAGAGAAAGGGUUACAUUUUGCCAUCUGCCUUUCCAGAGUAAGUGGCUCUAUGUAGGCACUGAACGAGGUAAUAUACAUAUUGUCAAUGUGGAGUCCUUCACACUCUCAGGCUACGUCAUUAUGUGGAAUAAAGCCAUUGAACUGUCAUCUAAAUCUCACCCAGGACCGGUUGUCCAUAUAAGUGAUAAUCCAAUGGAUGAGGGAAAGCUUUUGAUUGGCUUUGAAUCUGGAACAGUGGUUUUAUGGGACCUCAAAUCAAAGAAAGCUGACUAUAGAUAUACAUAUGAUGAGGCUAUUCACUCUGUUGCUUGGCAUCAUGAAGGAAAACAGUUUAUAUGCAGUCAUUCAGAUGGCACCUUGACCAUAUGGAAUGUGAGGUCCCCUGCAAAACCUGUACAGACAAUCACACCACAUGGAAAACAGUUGAAGGAUGGGAAGAAGCCAGAACCAUGCAAACCUAUCCUCAAGGUGGAAUUCAAAACGACUAGAUCUGGGGAACCUUUCAUUAUUUUAUCAGGAGGUUUGUCAUAUGACACUGUAGGAAGAAGACCUUGCUUAACAGUGAUGCAUGGGAAAAGUACUGCUGUGCUAGAAAUGGACUAUUCAAUUGUUGAUUUUCUAACACUGUGUGAAACACCAUACCCAAAUGAUUUUCAAGAACCAUAUGCUGUCGUGGUUCUUCUAGAAAAGGAUUUAGUACUUAUAGAUCUUGCACAAAAUGGAUAUCCUAUAUUUGAAAAUCCCUACCCUUUGAGUAUACAUGAGUCCCCGGUUACAUGUUGCGAAUACUUUGCUGAUUGCCCUGUUGACCUUAUUCCUGCACUUUAUUCUGUUGGAGCUAGACAGAAACGUCAAGGUUAUAGCAAAAAGGAAUGGCCCAUCAAUGGAGGUAAUUGGGGUUUGGGUGCUCAAAGUUACCCAGAAAUAAUUAUUACAGGACAUGCCGAUGGUUCAGUUAAGUUCUGGGAUGCUUCUGCAAUAAUGCUACAAGUAUUAUAUAAAUUAAAAACAUCUAAAGUAUUUGAAAAGUCAAGAAAUAAAGAAGACAGACCGAACACAGAUAUUGUAGAUGAAGAUCCAUAUGCUAUUCAGAUCAUUUCCUGGUGUCCAGAAAGUAGAAUGUUAUGCAUAGCUGGAGUUUCAGCCCAUGUCAUUAUUUAUAGAUUCAGCAAACAAGAAGUGGUUACAGAAGUUAUUCCAAUGCUUGAAGUUCGAUUGUUAUAUGAGAUAAAUGAAGUGGAAUCUCCAGAGAGUGAGCAGCCACCACCUUUGUCAACACCUGUGGGAGCCUGCAGUCCUCAGCCCAUUCCUCCUCAGUCCCAUCCAUCCACCAGUAGCAGUUCAUCUGAUGGGCUUCGUGAUAAUGUACCUUGUUUAAAAGUUAAAAAUUCACCGCUUAAACAAUCACCGGGUUAUCAAACAGAACUAGUUAUUCAGUUGGUAUGGGUGGGUGGGGAACCACCACAACAAAUAACCAGCCUGGCAGUCAAUUCAUCAUAUGGACUGGUGGUUUUUGGCAAUUGUAAUGGCAUUGCUAUGGUUGACUACCUCCAGAAAGCAGUGCUGCUCAACUUGGGCACCAUUGAAUUAUAUGGCUCUAAUGACCCUUAUCGGAGAGAGCCCCGAUCUCCUCGUAAAUCUCGACAACCUUCUGGAGCAGGUCUGUGUGAUAUUAGUGAAGGGAGUAUAGUCCCAGAGGAUCGCUGCAAAUCUCCAACUUCUGGUUCUUCAUCUCCACACAAUUCAGAUGAUGAACAAAAAAUGAAUAAUUUUAUAGAAAAGGUGAAGACCAAAAGCAGAAAGUUUUCCAAGAUGGUAGCCAGUGAUAUAGCAAAGAUGUCAAGGAAAUUAAGCUUGCCUACUGACCUAAAGCCUGAUUUAGAUGUAAAAGAUAAUUCCUUCAGCAGAUCGCGGAGUUCCAGUGUGACAAGCAUUGAUAAAGAAUCCAGAGAAGCGAUCUCCGCCCUUCAUUUCUGUGAAACUUUUACUCGGAAGGCAGACUCCUCUCCUUCUCCAUGUCUGUGGGUUGGAACUACCCUAGGAACAGUGCUUGUCAUUGCACUGAACCUUCCCCCCGGGGGAGAACAAAGACUUCUUCAGCCAGUGAUUGUGUCUCCAAGUGGUACUAUAUUGAGGUUAAAAGGUGCAAUCUUGAGAAUGGCAUUCCUGGACACCACAGGCUGCUUAAUGCCACCUGCUUAUGAACCAUGGAAAGAACACAAUAUUCCUGAAGAAAAAGAUGAAAAGGAAAAAUCAAAAAAAAGGAGGCCUGUCUCAGUAUCCCCCUCCUCUUCUCAGGAAAUUAGUGAAAACCAGUAUGCAGUGAUAUGUUCUGAAAAGCAAGCAAAAGUAAUCUCACUGCCAACCCAGAACUGUGCUUAUAAACAAAACAUUACAGAAACCUCAUUUGUGCUUCGCGGAGAUAUUGUAGCAUUGAGUAACAGUAUCUGCCUUGCGUGUUUCUGUGCCAAUGGCCAUAUUAUGACUUUCAGUUUGCCAAGCUUAAGGCCUCUGUUGGAUGUAUAUUACUUGCCCCUCACCAAUAUGCGGAUAGCCAGAACAUUCUGCUUCACCAACAAUGGACAAGCAUUAUAUCUUGUUUCACCUACAGAAAUCCAGAGACUUACAUAUAGUCAAGAGACCUGUGAAAAUCUUCAGGAAAUGUUAGGUGAACUCUUCACUCCUGUAGAAACACCUGAAGCACCAAACAGGGGAUUCUUUAAAGGCUUAUUUGGAGGUGGUGCACAGUCUCUUGAUAGAGAAGAGCUAUUUGGAGAGUCAUCCUCAGGAAAGGCUUCGAGAAGUCUUGCACAGCAUAUUCCUGGCCCUGGUGGCAUCGAAGGUGUGAAGGGGGCAGCAUCUGGAGUUGUUGGUGAAUUGGCACGAGCUCGUUUGGCACUAGAUGAAAGAGGGCAGAAGCUUGGUGACUUGGAAGAAAGAACAGCAGCUAUGUUAUCAAGUGCAGAUGCAUUUUCUAAACAUGCCCAUGAGAUGAUGUUAAAAUACAAAGAUAAGAAGUGGUACCAGUUCUGACAACUGAAAUCGAGCAAGUUCAACUUUUGCCAGGAGGAAAAAAAUUUUCCCGUUUUUAUUUCAUUGAUUAUUUAGGAAAGUUAACAUUAACAGGAUAUUCAUCACUGAAUACUGUUCUUUCCUAGCGCAAUCAUGCACUGUUUUACCUCAGUCUUUUGGCUUUACCUGAGGAGUGUACACACACACUCAAACCAGAGUAUAUGGUGUAUGCCAGCUUGAGUUGACAGUUUCGGAACUAAGCAGGUCACGUGACAAAUGAAGAAACUAAGGGGGAUGUUGAGACAUGGCAGGGACUAUUCCUUGGAUCAUUCCUGUAUUAAACUUUCAUAUGCCAAAAGAUUUCGUGCCGUUGUAUCUGCCAUCAGUGUUUGACCUUUUUUGAGGGACAGGCAAUAAGUCCGAAGUCUGAAGCUGAAAUAUUUAUAUAUGUGUCAUUGAACUGGAUUAUAAACAGCUGUAUUGGACUUUCCUUCCCUUUGUUACCAUAUCUUUAGAAUAAGCUGAAUGGUGGGCUUUAAAUAAUAAAAACAUACACAUAGUUGACUUGUGUAUGGGCUACUCUUGGA
This is a messenger RNA of Heterocephalus glaber (naked mole-rat), 4342 nucleotides long. RefSeq names its product syntaxin binding protein 5 (gene Stxbp5). Gene Ontology annotation, cellular component: cytoplasm; SNARE complex; plasma membrane. The record is from RefSeq and is a predicted model, not a curated record. Gene Ontology annotation, molecular function: GTPase activator activity; syntaxin binding; myosin II binding. Lineage: Eukaryota; Metazoa; Chordata; Mammalia; Rodentia; Bathyergidae. Gene Ontology annotation, biological process: exocytosis; Golgi to plasma membrane transport.